Messenger RNA from Betta splendens (Siamese fighting fish), 4494 nucleotides. RefSeq names its product FYVE, RhoGEF and PH domain-containing protein 6-like. Gene Ontology annotation, cellular component: cytoplasm. The record is from RefSeq and is a predicted model, not a curated record. Bases 474 to 4127 code for a protein of 1217 amino acids. The transcript is spliced from 21 exons. Gene Ontology annotation, molecular function: metal ion binding; guanyl-nucleotide exchange factor activity. NCBI's taxonomy places the organism in Eukaryota, Metazoa, Chordata, Actinopteri, Anabantiformes, Osphronemidae.
GCAGCGAUGACUUACGUGGAAAGACAUGCCUCCUUGUGCGCAUGUGUGAACGAAUCGAGUCUAAUGAUGAGCGGGUAAAAGCUUUUAUUGCACAGAUAUUACGAUAUGGUGUCUUCACAUUUUGCAGGACAAUUAUUUUAUUAUUUUUAUUAUUUAUUUUUUUUAAUUAUUAAUAUUUAUAUUAGUGAAUGAAAUGAAUAGAAACACAUUUACUGCUCGGGUUCUGGGGCGCGUGGCUCCUGAGGACGCCUAGUGGAUGGACGUGGACGCAAACAAGAAGGAAGCGCCGUUCGCAGCGGGCGGGCAGUCGCUGAAGACUGUUUGAUGAAAUCACCAGCGUCGUUCGAGCGCAAUGUCGCUGCGUUUGGAUCACGCCAGUGUUCGGUUCGAGUAGAACUGCUUCAAACGCACCCGGCCGUGAAGGAUGCUUGUCGCUGCUCCGACUUUCUAGGACAAGGCGAAACUAAAGCGACAUGAGUGAACUGGUGAUUAACGCAGACCUACGCAAGCCUCCCGUGGCCCCUAAACCAAAGAUGGUUCGUCCACUGGUGCAAGGGCUGUCUCCUGCGAUGCCCCGAAGGGAGGGACUCGCGCUCCCAUCUCCUGGUACCCAGAGGAAGGCCAGACCUGCCGUGGCCCCCAGGCGCUUCCCCCCCAAACCCAGCAGCGACGUGGAGCUCACAUCACCGGCUUCGAAGAGCCUCGACCAAACACCUGUGACAGGGCACCCUCGACCUGCAGGCCCGGCCAAGUCCCAUAAUGGAGUACAGCAAGAAAACAAACGGCCCGACUGGGACUAUGUUAUUCCCAUUUGCCUGUGUAAUCUGGAAAAGUGCAGCUGCAUCACAAACACAUCGGUGCAACGAGACAAAACGGAAAAGGCUUUGAAAACAUUGCACAAGGGCAAAACUGAGGACGGCAGAAAGCCUCAACCCACCGCUCAUGUGGUUAUCAAGGACAAAACGAGUCCGAAUCCACAAACUGUGAGUCUGCAGCCGCCCACUAAUAACAGCCAGCCCAACAACUGGAAGCACAUGAAGGAGAAGCCGGCGCUAGACAAGAACGCAGACACUGAUGCCUCCAGUCCUUCGGUGAACGCUAGUCCGUCCUUUCUCGACAUCAUGUUAACUUAUGAGGAGAAUUUUAAGAAAACACCCAGACAAACACAGGAAGGAGAUCGUCUUGACCCAAGGCUUCUGCGUCUUAUCCCCAAACCCGAACCAGUCCCUAGGAAGCCUGUCUGGAAGGCCAGGGAGGCGGUUCUGGCCCGCCAGGAGAAGGUGGAGGAUGAGAAGGAGUCUGUAUCCCACAAAGGGAGGGGCGUGAGGGUCCGAGAGGGCACGGGCAGCUCGUUCCCGUCUGUCAGCGUUCCUGCUCAUGAAAACAAGCAGCCGGCCCGAAAAGCCGGCGCUCCACCAGCCCCUCCACCCGAGAAGAAACCCCUUCUGUCGGAACCAACCUUUGGCCCUCAGGAUGUGGUGGAGGAAGAUUUGGGCUGGGACAUCGACCUGCAUGAGAUGGAGGUAUCUGUGGAUGGGGAGGACAGAGACCUGGAGCAGGAGGACGGGAAUGACGAGGACGGCAUCUACAGCAACAUCCUAGAAUUCAGCUCUCCCCCCUCUCGGCCGAUGCCCAGCCAGGCUCCUGCCGCCACCGCUGCAGCAGAGGUGGUCCCCAGGGCGGUCAAGGUGCCUCAGAUGCUGCCUCCGAGACAGACCGGCCCAGCGGCAGGGACGCAGAGGAAGGAGUCCUCAGAGGAGCGAGGGGAACACUGUGACAACGACAAAAGACGCGCCCCACGUUCCCAGGAUGGUGUUCUACUCAAGUCUGCAACGCCUUCACCCCCGGAGGAGAAGAAGAGCCGGAAACAGGCGAAGACCGGCGCCACCAAGUCCUCUCGGUCCAGCGUGAGCAAAGCCAAGUCGUUCUCCGGCGCCGACGCCAUGCGCUCGCAGGUGCAGAAGAAGUCCUCCUUCCGGAACCUGCUGGACCUGAAGCUCGCUGUGCAACAGCGGAUAGGAAAAGGGCGCCAGAGGCCAGGCUCCCCGGAAAAGGAUGAUGGUGAUGAUAAGGAGCAUCUGAGGUCUGCAGAAGAUCUCAGGGACAAACGCAAAGCUUCACUCCCGCAGGUGGGAGUAAAACAAAGUGAAGAAGAAGAAAAAGAAGAAGCCAUCUACGAGUCCAUCUCUUCCGAUGAGGACAUUUCCGACUACGCUAAUCUGCUGGUGGCAAAGACAGAGGCGCCGCCUACGGCCUGGGACAGUGACGAGAACCUUUAUGAGAUGCCCGACCCAUAUGUGCCCUUAGAGAAACACACUGAGCAGCACCAGCACCAGCACCAGACCCAGAGCCAUCACAGUGAGGAAGAGCAGCCUGUGGAUGAAGACCCCUCGGAUGAAAUCACCUUCAACAGUUCCGAUGAGGAAUUCAAUGAAGACAGCAGUUCCAUUUCCAGUAAAGGGGAGCCAGAUGGGAAUAUGGUUUGUCAGACACAGAAUGGACAAAAGAAGAGCAAAAUCCACUACAUCGCUACAGAAAUCAUGACCUCAGAGCGCGUGUUUGUUGGUGUCCUCAAGCUGCUUCAUGUUGACUUCCGUGAGGCCGUGCUCAAAGCUUCUACCGAGAGCGGGAAACCUGUGAUUGAAGAGCGGCUCCUCGAUCAGAUCCUGUACUACCUGCCACAACUGUACGAAUUCAACCAAGAACUUCUCAGGGAACUGACGGAGAGACUGGCCAACUGGAAUGAGACAUCCCAGAUAGCAGACAUAUUCCUGAAGAAAGGGCCCUUUCUGAAGAUGUACUCCACAUACAUCCGGGAGUAUGACAAGAAUGCGGCUCUGCUGGAAGAGCAGACAAAGAAGAACCCAGCGUUUGGCGCCGUGGUGCAGGAAUUUGAGGCCAGUCCAUGCUGUUUCAACUUGGCUCUGAGGCAUUACCUCCUGAAACCCAUUCAGCGGAUUCCUCAGUAUCAGUUGCUGCUCACAGACUACCUGAAAAACCUGUCUGAGGACUCGGCUGAUCACAAAGACACACAGGCUGCACUUGCUCUUGUGAAAGAGGUGGCCAAUCACGCCAAUGACAUCAUGAAGCAGGGGGAUGACUUCCAGAGAAUGAUGCGGGUGCAGAGCAGUUUGACUGGCAACCAAGAAAUAGUCAAACCUGGACGAGUACUCCUGAAAGAGGGUUCCCUGAUGAAGCACUCCAGGAAGAACAUGCAGCCCAGGAUGUUCUUCCUGUUUAAUGAUGUUUUGCUGUACACAAUCCCUCUUCCGUCCGGCCAGUACGAGCUCAAAUACACGCUGUCUCUGAAAGGGAUGGAGGUCAGCAAACCCUUACUAGAGGCCUAUCAGAACGAGCUGAACAUUGAGAGUGUUGAGCGCUCCUGCCGUCUGUCUGCAAGUUCAGUCUCAGAGCGAGAUGAAUGGCUUAAAGCCCUUUCUAACGCAAUCACUGACAAAACCAAGAAGAGCAUCAGUUUCGUGACUGGAAAACCUCCAGAGGAGGUAGAACCGACGGAUUCUACUGCUAGUCCUGCUCUGGGAUCGAGAGCUCCCAUAUGGAUUCCUGACCUACGAGUCACCAUGUGCAUGAUCUGCGCCUGUGAGUUCACCAUAGCACGGAGACGACAUCACUGCCGCGCAUGUGGAAAGGUGGUGUGUAAGUCCUGUUCCGCAAAUGAAUAUUGUCUCAAAUACUUAAAGGACAAGUCAGGGCGGGUGUGUGACCAGUGUUUUGAUAUUCUCUCUCAGCAGAAAGAAACUAUACAUCCUGGAAAAAAAUCCAUUUACCAGAAAAAGUCAAAGAAUAUACCUAAAGCUCUAAAGGAGGUGCAGGCGAACACAGACUCCUCCUCCAUGAGUGGAUACCUGCAGAUGUCCGAGGCCGGUAAAAAGCAGGCAAAGAGACUGUGGUUUGUGAUCAAGGACAAAGUCUUAUAUACAUAUGCUGCAAGCGAGAAUGUUGCAGCCUCGAGGAGUCAGCCCUUGCUAGGAUUCACACUGGAAGUAGAGUCACCCGAGAAGUUCACACUGUACCACCAAGGGAAACUUUAUUACAGUUUUAAAGCUGAUGAUGUUGAAACAGCCCAAAGAUGGAUCAACUCAAUCAAAGAAGCUGCAGUGCUUUAAUACCAAGAUUUUUGUUUUUAUGUCAAAAAUGUUUUACCUCAGUGUUCCUAAAGCGUCUGUAAAAAGCAUCUUUAGGAACUAAUAGCUGGAUUGAAACAAAUCCAAAUAUUUUGUCUUUGAUCAGAUUUAUUGAAGAUAUUUGUAUAUAGUUUCAGAGCACCCUGUGGAUGUGUUCAACUCCAUGUUUCCUUCAUGUUAAUUUAAUAUGAACAUUUUAGGACUUAUUUACCUUUUAACCCACAACUUAACAAUCUGUAGCUAUUGUAGACUUUUACAUUUUGAUACCAUCACAUCAUUCUAAAUGAACUGUCCACUAUAGUCUAUUGAUCUCCAUAGCACAGAAUUGUUAAUAAAGGUCUAUUGUUCA